UUACCUCCGGGACUGGGAGAUGCAGGUGCAUUUUAAAAUCCACGGGCAAGGCAAGAAAAACCUGAACGGAGACGGCUUUGCUAUCUGGUACACCAAAGAUCGCAUGCAGCCAGGACCUGUCUUUGGAAGUAAGGAUAACUUCCUGGGCCUGGGAGUGUUCGUGGACACCUACCCAAACGAGGAGAAGCAGCAGGAGGCUCAGAAGAGGAGGUACAGCCCGGGAAAUCAGCGUGUCUUCCCCUACAUCUCGGCCAUGGUAAACAACGGCUCCCUCACCUACGACCACGACCGGGACGGGAGACCGACGGAACUGGGGGGCUGCACGGCCAUGGUGCGCAACCUCAACCACGACACCUUCCUGGUGAUCCGCUACGUGAAGAGGAGACUGACGGUGUUGAUUGAUAUCGACGGUAAGCACGAGUGGCGAGACUGCAUCGACGUGCCGGGCGUGCGCUUGCCCCGCGGGUACUACUUCGGGACCUCUUCUGUCACCGGAGACCUGUCAGACAACCACGACAUCAUUUCGCUGAAGCUUUACCAGCUGACGGUGGAGCGGACGCCGGAGGAGGAGAAGCAGGACAGAGAGGUGUAUCUGCCGGUCGUGGACAACCUGAAGCUGCCGGGAAUGGAGGCACCGCUGGAGCCCAUGAGCGGCCUGGCUCUCUUCUUAAUCGUCUUCUUCUCCCUCGUUGCCAUCGUUUUCGCCAUCGUCAUUGGAGUCAUCGUCUACAACAAGUGGCAGGAGCAGAGCCGGAAACACUUUUAUUGACUCGGGAACCCCCGCCCCGGGAUGGCCCGUUGCUGGUCCUCGCUAGCUGCGUCCCGACUCCCACCCGUCCCAGACUGGCCAGAGCGUGAUGGACCGACCCUCACGGCAGGGAGCCUCGUGUGUGUGUGUGUGUCCCCAAAAAAAACCCCGGUGGGGAUGGCUGCUGUUUCAUAUCAGGCUCUCGAACUCCCACGCCGCUCCUGGUGGGAGCGGGGGAUCCCCGGUGCGACGGACUGGGAGCCGAGCGCCGCGGGGACGGACCUGCCGUCCCCUGAAGGAGCUUUGCUUCGUGAGUCGUUUAGGAGGACGGGCUGUGCCGCGGGGCGCCGGCGGCGCUGAGCCGUCUCUCCGCUGUCCGGGGAGCCCGAAGGCGGGCAGAAGUCGCCACCUCGGCUGUGAAAUCCCGGCUGAGGGAUGCCCGGCGAGCGCCUGCUUUCCUCGCCAGGCUCCUUGCGGCGUUACCGUAACCCUCGCAACCCCUUCUCUCAAACGGUUUCGUUUCCAGGAGGGAUUUUCCAAGCUGUUCAUCCCGCUCCGGCUGUUUUCCGUCACCUGCCUUAGGCUGUUUUUUUUGGAGGCCGGACUGCUUUUUUCUUUGUAAUUUGAAUUCCCCUGCUGCUGCGCAACGCCUCCCUGUCCCGCUGAGUCACCGAGGAUUCGGUGUUUUUUGGGUAGGGGAUGCUGAGGGUUUUCCCUGGCGGCGAGGCAGGUCGUGCUGGGAACCUGCCUGGCUCCUGGGCUCACCCCUUGGGGAGCAGCCGGUCCCCCUUCCGCAACCGACCUGGGGCAGCCCCCUCGCUGCCAGCCCCCUCCUCGCUUCGGGGUGUAACGCUGGGUUCCCCGUUUCUAAUAACCGUUUGCUGCUGCGUCUCCGGCCUCUCGGCUCUUCUCCCCGUUCCGUAGGGCCGCCGCCGAGCGUGCCGCCACCGCCGCUCCUCCGCACGCCUCCCGUCCCGGCGUGGCCUCCUGCACCGGUGCUGUUUGCGUGUCGUGUCGUGGCUUCUGGGCAGCUUUCCCCUCGGUGCUCGCUGCAUCCCGGGGCCCCGAGGAGGAGGAGGAGGAGGAGGAGCUGAGCCUGGUGGCGCGAUUCCCCUGCCUCUCGGAGCCGGAGCUCUCGCUGCCUUUCAGGGAGUCGUAGUUUUAUUCCUACCUCAGUGACUGCUUUUGGUCAAUGAUUUCUCUGCGUUUCUCUCGCCGGUCGUCGCGGCCGCCUUUCGCCCCCGGGGACCUCGUCGGUCGCUCACGAGGUGAUGACAUGGAGGGCACGGGGGGGUCCCCGGAGGGACCCGGGAGAGGGAAACGUUAGGUUGGUUUGUCCCGGGGGGAGUCCUAGUGGCUCUGGGGACGUCAAGAUGGCGAAUUCGCCAGCCCCACCAGAGGCAGAAACCUUCCUCGGUGGCGUCCUGGCGAACUGCGUCCUUGCCCCGCUGCUUUCCAGGACGCUCGCACCCGGGACGGACCCUCGCGGGGGUCCCAGUGGUGCCUGGGG
Molecule: messenger RNA, 2258 nt
Organism: Aptenodytes forsteri (emperor penguin)
Lineage: Eukaryota; Metazoa; Chordata; Aves; Sphenisciformes; Spheniscidae
Gene: LMAN2L
Product: lectin, mannose binding 2 like
Exons: 7
Coding region: 20-769 (249 amino acids)
Biological process (GO): endoplasmic reticulum to Golgi vesicle-mediated transport; Golgi organization; endoplasmic reticulum organization
Cellular component (GO): endoplasmic reticulum membrane; COPII-coated ER to Golgi transport vesicle; endoplasmic reticulum-Golgi intermediate compartment
Molecular function (GO): D-mannose binding
Source: RefSeq, a predicted model, not a curated record